GCAAGUGCGCCCCGCAGGGCCGGCGGUGGGCGGGCCCGGCGCCUCCCGCGUCUCGCAGGGCCCUCCGCAGUCGGCGCCGCGGCGGGGGGACGUGUCGCUCUCUAAUCUCCCGCAGGCUCCGCGGCCCUGGCGUUCACGCCCCCUCGCGCUGCGGCUGCGGAGGCUGCCGUUGCUCUAGCGCCCCGGUGCGGCCGAGCAGCCCCUGCUCUCUGCGGACCCGGCCGGAGUGCGGUGGGCGCUCUAGGCGGCGGCUCCGCGCCUCCCCCCUGCUCCCAGCUCUCCCCCCCGACCCCUCGCUCCCCGCGCCAGCCUCCUCCCUGCCCUCUCCUCGCUCUGAGCCUCCUCCCGGGCUGCGGGCAGAUCGGAUCGCCCCACUCCGCCCGGAGCCUCGAGUCUGGACCGCCGGCGGGAGGCACACACGCCCACACCCACACCCGCUCGGCCCGGCCGCUCCCCUGCCCAGCAUGUCGGCGCUCGAAUGGUACGCCCACAAGUCCCUGGGCGACGGCAUCUUCUGGAUUCAGGAACGUUUCUACGAGUCGGGCAACCGCGCCAACAUCUGGCUGGUGCGCGGCUCGGAGCAGGACGUGGUGAUCGACACGGGCCUGGGGCUGCGCAGCCUCCCGGAGUACCUGCACUCCGCCGGCCUCCUGCAGGACGGCGGCGCCCGGGAGGACGCGGCGUGCAGGCCGUUGCUGGCCGUGGCCACCCACGUGCACUUCGACCACUCGGGCGGCCUUUACCAGUUUGACCGGGUGGCCGUGCACCAUGCCGAGGCCGAGGCCCUGGCUCGCGGAGACAACUUCGAGACGGUGACCUGGCUGUCCGACAGCGAGGUGGUGCGGGCGCCCAGCCCCGGCUGGAGGGCCCGGCAGUUCCGAGUGCAGGCGGUGCAGCCCAGCCUCAUCCUGCAGGAUGGGGAUGUAAUCAACCUUGGUGACAGACAGCUCACUGUUAUGCACAUGCCCGGACACUCCAGGGGCAGUAUUUGCUUACAUGACAAAGACCGAAAGAUUCUCUUCAGUGGAGAUGUUGUGUAUGAUGGAUCGCUGAUUGACUGGCUCCCAUACAGCAGGAUAAGUGACUAUGUUGGGACCUGUGAACGUCUGAUAGAACUAGUGGACAGAGGUCUGGUAGAGAAGGUGCUUCCUGGGCACUUCAAUACCUUUGGUGCUGAAAGGCUUUUUCGGUUGGCUUCUAACUAUAUUGCAAAAGCCGGGAUAUGUCACAAAGUUUCUACCUUUGCCAUGCGAUCUCUUGCAAGUUUAGCCCUACGUGUAACAAAUUCUAGGACCUCACCAUAAUACCUAUUGUAAUAACCUAUUUAGGUUAAUUCUAUAAAUUAAUCCAGUUCACUUUGUGCUGGUUAAAAUGAUUAAUGGUGAGCAUUUUAAAAAGUGCUAUUAUACUACUGUUGUAUAUUAGAGGGGGAAAAAAAAGUUUGAGAAUGAAUAAGCCAAAAAAGAAAGUUCUUAGUUUAAUUUUUUUCUUUCCUCCAAAUAAUAAACCUCUUAAGUAAGAUUAUAAUUUCCCAAAGCUGUCAUCUUGUAAUAUUUGCUCUAGAAGUGACAUAAAAAUAUAUAGGAAAGCAAGGAGGCAUUUUGUAGUAAGAGAACUAUCCUUGCCUCCCAUUUGUCUUAUUUCCUAGAUGACCUAGAAAAAGGGCAUGAAGUGUUAUGUUUAUACUCCAAACUUGAUAUUUUUAGUAUAUUAUUUAAAAGAAAAGAUUCUUGGGUUUAAAAUACACUAGAACUCGAUAUAAACUAAGAUUUAGAAUGACAGCUAAAACAAUUCAUUGUUCUGAUACAGAAUUUUUAUACUUCAUUUUAUUUAUUCUUAUUGUAAUUAUCACAUACAUUAUGUGUUGUAUUAUUUUACUUAAAAAGGUACAAUGGAGUUUGUUUUAUUGCAAAGCUUUAAAUGUAAAUUGCAGAGUGCUUCAGUAAAAAGAUGUUAUAUAUUGUUGUUUGUUAUUAUGUGUGUGUAAUAUUUGUAAUCAUAAAAGUGAAUUUCAAAUGUCUGUAAUCUAACUACAAAUUGUCAGCUUUCUCAAAAGGACACUGUCAGGCAAACCUGAAAAAUAUACACAUUGAGAAUAAUUUUAUUAUAUCCUGUUUUAAUGUUAACAGCUAUUAUAAACAAAAUUUUUCUUGUGAAAUAGCAGCUUCAAUAUAUGUCAUAUUUUCUAGUAUCAAAACAACUAUAGAGAUCUACAAUAUCCUGGUCUGAACCAUUCUUUUAUUUAACAUAACAUACACAUGUACCACAGGAGACUUUUCAAAAUAAUGGAAAAAUGUGCAUUAGAUAUUGACUUAGAGUGAAUUGCCUUUUUAAUCCUGAUUCACAACACCUAUUCCUGUUCAGUAUUCUUUGUCCUGAAUGAAAGGAAGUUUACAUUUGUAAAGUUAUAAGAAAGAUUAUACCACUAUUUAGUAAAAUGUUUUGGUUUGGUGCUCUUAACUAUUAAAAAAAUCUUUUGGAAUAGUUCAUAAAGGUUUUCUUAAAAAGUUUUUUCACUGCUUUUUAAUUAUUGACAUGUCCAAGACCAAACUGAAAUAGCUUUGGAAAUCAGAUUUUCAGUUUUAGAAAGGUCCAGCAAUUGGUUUCUGAAAAAUUAUGAAACUUUUCCUACCCUCCACCCACCCAGGUUCUUUAGUCUUUUAGUCACUCAACACACACGUGCACACACCCACAUGCAUACACACAGUCACAUUCAUACAUGCACAGCAUUGUGCUAAACACUGGAAGCUUAAAAAGUCAAAGAGACUACAUCCUAACUGGAAGUAGAAAGCAAACAAAAUGUGGAUAAUAUAUGCAGAUGGAAGUUGACGUGAAUUACACAUGAGUGAGUGUCAGGGACAUAAAUGGAGGGAUGUGAAAUUGGGUUAGAGAAAGAUUCCUAAGGAGGGGAUUUGAGUCAUUCUUGGAAGGAUGAUUUUCUAGGUAGUCCAGAUAGGAAAGAAAAAGAUUCAAGAUAGGGAUGGAAGCAUUUUUGUCUAGAGGAACUAUUCCCUGUGACAAUUUAAAUUUAAUUUUCAGGAAUCUUAGAUCUUCCAAACACCAAGUAUUUAGCAUGAGAAAGAUGGGUUUGUGAUUGUGUAUAUAAGAAUAAUCUUAAUGACAGACAAGCUGUACUGCCACAUGUGACCAAAUGAACCUUUACUUAAAAUCAGUAAGAAGGCCAUGAUUGUUCAAAUGUAAAAUAUCAUGGGCAUUUCUCUAUGAUAGUCAUUUAAGGCUGUAGGUCGGUUUCAGUUGAUACUGCAACAUCAAGAAUAUAAAUUUGCCCUAACCAGUUUGGCUCAGUGGAUAGAGCGUCGGCCUGCGACUGAAGAAUAUAAAUUUGGUUCAGGGCAACUACAAACAAUCACUUAACGAGCCUUAAAUAUAGCCAUUAUUUUUUAUAUCAGUAGCACAAAAGAAAACCAAAAGUCCUUAACCAUUGACCAUUUUAUCGUACUUUUUAAAAAGGGUAUAGUAUGCACUAAUUUUUAUUAAGAAAUAUUUAAACCCGCUGAAGGUUUUAUUUCUUAAAAGUGCAGUUUUCCAAAACACAUUGAUUUAAUUUUUUUAGUUUUUCAAAUUGUACCAAAACGUAAGACUUUGAUAUUUUACUAUUGCUUCAAUAUGAACAAAUUGGGGAAAGCAUCUAUUAUUCAUUUAGUCCCAUGCCAUGAAUUUUAAAAUGUGCAUUGUUUAAUUUAAUCCUGGCCCCAGUGCCAAGAAGUAACUGACCAGCCUCAAACAACACAACUUUGGACAAAGCUGGUAAUUGAACAUAGGUCUCUCUGCCUCCUAAAUUGUGUGCUCUUUCUCUUAUACCUGCACAAUAACAUAAAAUUGGCAAAGUGUAUUUUUUUUCCAAGAUGCCAUAUGUGCCAAGAAUAAAUCAAGUGAUGUUAAAGCAUAAUAAUAGCAUAUUUUUUAAAAAGCUUUAAAAAAAUACAUAUAUAUAUAUCAACCUGACAGUGACCCUUGUUGUAAUUUAUGUUUUUUGGAAAUGAUAGCAUGUAAGUAUAAUUCAAAGUUGUCAAAAUGUAAGAAAUUUAGGAAUUAUUUUUAUUAUUUUUAUUGUUAAUAACAAUCUUUGGAAAUUCAUUUUUCUUAUUUAGUGUUUCUUUUUAGCUGAGACGUCUUAAACACAAACUUUGUAUGUUAUCCUGAUAUAGGUAAAUAAAUGAUUACAUGUAGUUGUUAUUAUAUGGAUAGUAAUAUGAAUGUGACAUGCACAAGUUGUCCUCAUAAUUUUCAGAUAAAUGUAAGUAAACGUGUGUGAUUACUAUUAAAGUGGACAUUUUAGUUCAA
This is a messenger RNA of Myotis daubentonii (Daubenton's bat), 4305 nucleotides long. It is a transcript of the gene MBLAC2, whose product is annotated as metallo-beta-lactamase domain containing 2. The record is from RefSeq and is a predicted model, not a curated record. NCBI's taxonomy places the organism in Eukaryota, Metazoa, Chordata, Mammalia, Chiroptera, Vespertilionidae.